Debaryomyces hansenii CBS767 is the source of this 534-nucleotide messenger RNA. RefSeq lists its product as uncharacterized. The transcript has a single exon. Bases 1 to 534 code for a protein of 177 amino acids. Lineage: Eukaryota; Fungi; Ascomycota; Pichiomycetes; Serinales; Debaryomycetaceae. The record is from RefSeq and is a predicted model, not a curated record.
AUGGCCAUCUUAACCAUCAGAGACUAUCGUGGUGCAACGGUAGAAGAUUUAGAUAUUAAACCUGCUAUUUCAAUUAACCCAACUACUCAUUUGAACGAAGCGUUGGAAGUAGCAUACGAGCAUGAAUUCACAUACUUACCAGUAAUCCAUGAGUCAAAUAAGAAGCUUUUAGGAAUUUUCAACGUCGAAGACUUGAAAACCACUAGUAAUGCAGAGAACAAAGUUCGUUUGGCGCCGCUUGUGAAGAACCACAUGUUAUGGUUCCACCAAAAGGCAAAAGAUAACUACGAAAAGGAUCAUCAAGAACCACAAAAGAUUAACAAGACGGCACUUAAUACUACAAUCUUGAAACCUCAAACCAAGGGUAAAUCGUUCAAUAUUAUAACACCCAUGAGUCCUUUGGAGGAGUUGGCUAAUUUCUUUGCUGAGGGCGUUUAUUUCGCUAUUGUCACCAACGAUGAAGGAACCCUUGUUUAUGGAGUGGCCACUCCUGAAGACUUAACGAGAUAUGAAAAUUCCAGACCAAGAUUAUGA